Molecule: messenger RNA, 1913 nt
Organism: Poecile atricapillus (Black-capped chickadee)
Lineage: Eukaryota; Metazoa; Chordata; Aves; Passeriformes; Paridae
Gene: VEZF1
Product: vascular endothelial zinc finger 1
Exons: 7
Coding region: 201-1874 (557 amino acids)
Biological process (GO): regulation of transcription by RNA polymerase II
Molecular function (GO): RNA polymerase II cis-regulatory region sequence-specific DNA binding; DNA-binding transcription factor activity
Source: RefSeq, a predicted model, not a curated record
CCGCCGCCUCCCCCCUCUGGGCCGCAGUGGUGCAGCCCGAGGUUAGCGGAAGCGGCCGCUCGGCGCUGCCAUGUUGAGCCGCCGCCGCCGCCGCCGCUUUGUUGUCGGCUCCAUGUAGCUGCGGCCCGGGGGAGGGAGCGACGGGGGGACCGCCCGCCGCAGCCGCCGCCGCCGCCGCCCGGGGCCGCGCCGCCCCCGCCAUGGAGGCCAACUGGACCGCGUUCCUCUUUCAGGCACACGAAGCCUCCCAUCACCAACAGCAGGCAGCACAGAACAGUUUGUUGCCUCUCCUGAGCUCUGCUGUUGAGCCGCCCGAUCAGAAGCCGAUUCUGCCCUUACCAAUAACGCAGAAACCUCAGCCUGCACCAGAAACAUUAAAGGAUGCUAUUGUUGGGAUUAAAAAGGAAAAACCUAAAACCUCCUUUGUGUGCACUUACUGCAGCAAAGCUUUCAGGGACAGCUACCAUUUGAGACGUCACGAGUCCUGCCACACAGGGAUAAAGUUAGUGUCACGGCCAAAGAAAACUCCCACCACAAUGGUGCCCCUUAUCUCGACCAUCGCUGGUGACAACAGCCGGAGUUCACUGGUUUCGACUAUCGCAGGCAUCCUGUCCACAGUCACUACGUCUUCCUCUGCCACCAACCCCAGCAGCAGCGCCGGCGCCACGGCCAUGGCGGUGACGCAGACAGUGAAGAAGCCCAGCAAGCCCGUGAAGAAGAACCACGCUUGUGAGAUGUGUGGAAAGGCCUUCAGGGACGUCUACCACCUCAACCGGCACAAGCUGUCCCACUCCGACGAGAAACCCUUCGAAUGUCCCAUUUGCAAUCAGCGCUUCAAGAGAAAGGAUCGCAUGACCUACCACGUGAGGUCUCACGAAGGUGGCAUCACGAAACCCUACACCUGUGGUGUUUGUGGAAAAGGCUUCUCAAGGCCUGAUCAUUUAAGCUGUCACGUUAAACAUGUUCACUCAACAGAGAGACCCUUCAAAUGCCAAACGUGCACUGCUGCCUUUGCCACCAAAGACAGACUGCGGACACACAUGGUGCGCCAUGAAGGAAAGGUAUCGUGUAAUAUCUGUGGUAAACUUCUGAGUGCAGCAUAUAUCACCAGCCACUUAAAGACACACGGGCAGAGCCAAAGUAUCAACUGUAAUACCUGUAAACAAGGCAUCAAUAAAACAUGCAUGAGUGAAGAGACCAGCAACCAGAAACAGCAACAGCAGCAGCAGCAACAGCAACAACAACAACAACAACAGCAGCAGCAGCAGCAGCAACAGCAACAGCAACAACAGCAGCAGCAGCAGCAACAGCAGCAGCAGCAGCAACACGUAACAAGUUGGCCUGGAAAGCAGGUAGAGACCCUGAGAUUGUGGGAAGAGGCCGUCAAAGCGAGGAAGAAAGAAUGUCAGUUCACCUUUGAGAAGGCUAUAGAGUACGUACCAUUCGAAGCUGCUAACUUGUGCCAAACCUCCACUGCUGCUACUACGCCUGUGACUCUUACUACUCCAUUCAAUAUAACGUCCUCUGUGGCUUCUGGGACUAUCACAAACCCAGUCACAGUGGCAGCUGCAAUGAGCAUGAGAAGUCCAGUAAAUGUAUCAAGUGCAGUUAAUAUAUCCAGUCCGAUGAACUUAGGGCAUCCUGUAACUAUAACCAGUCCUCUGUCCAUGACCUCUCCAUUAACGCUCACCACCCCGGUGAACCUGCCCACCCCGGUCACCGCUCCAGUGAACAUAGCACACCCCGUCACCAUCACGUCCCCCAUGAACCUGCCCACCCCCAUGACGCUGGCUGGUCCCCUCAACAUAGCCAUGAGACCAGUGGAGAGCAUGCCUUUCCUGCCCCAGGCCUUGCCCACCUCUCCUCCCUGGUAAACAAGUUCUAAACAGUAUUAAAAAAGGAUUAAAAUGGAA